This is a messenger RNA of Symbiodinium necroappetens, 1470 nucleotides long. The record is from the annotation of a GenBank genome assembly. NCBI's taxonomy places the organism in Eukaryota, Dinophyceae, Suessiales, Symbiodiniaceae.
GACUUCCUCUCUUCACCUUCCGAGUCGGGAGGCCUCCUUCUCGAUUGGCCUUCGGUCCCCCCUCGCACUUGUGUCUUCGUGCCCCUGCUGCUCCGAGACGGAGGCGUGCUGGGAGCUGUUCCUUCAGGGUUCUUGGACGCGAGCCUUGUGUCAGCCGGGCAGACAGGGGCUCUGGAGGCGGUUGUUGGCCCUUCGGUGGAGGUGGCCUUGACUUUGGCAGAAGAGGAGGAGGAUGGUUCGCUGCGCCCCGUCGAGGAGUCUUGCAACGCCCUCCUCGUGGAUUUCAGCCUGGAGGUGGCCGCCUAUGUGAGCCGAUACGACCCAGUCACCUCUCCCGUGGAAGCCGUGUCUUUUGUGCCAGAACGGCCCGACCAGCAGGUGUCUUUCCCAGAGGCUUUGGCCACGGCCAGGGCUUGGCUGGCAGCAGAGGAGGGAGAGAGGCUGGCCUUUUACUCUGCGGCAGAAGGAGGCGAUGCCCUUCCUCAGGGGCAAACGGGCCAAGGGGAAGUACGGAGAAAGGCGGCACCGAAGGCAAAGAGGCACACCAAUGCUCAGCUGGCCGAGCAGAUCGGGAACCUUGUGGAUCUGAUCCCGGCCCUCACCCAGCAAGUGCAGGACCUUUCGUUGCGCCAAUCCGCUCUCGAGAAGAAGGCCGCCGAGGAGCCACAGGCCGACGAGCUAAUGGUCGACGAGGAGACCGGGGAGCCCCUACCUCCGGAGAGCCAGGGGGCACUUGCCAAAGCAAUGCUCCAACAGAGCCGUGCCUUAGGGACUUUGGUCACCCACCUGGUGACGCAAGCCGAUGCUUCGGACCCUUCCCUGUCCUCGCUAGGGGUCGCUGCCUUAGGGUCCAGAGGUGCCUCGAAGAGAGAACGUCUCCAAGAACAGCUGGCCACCCGCUCGGGGAGCUUCCUUUUGCAGGUCAGCCAGCAAGCCUUGAGGAGGCUCAGUCCUUCGGAGCCCGUGCCCUCGACUCGUGCCGAGCUCCUCGCCCGCAAGCCCGUCUUUACUUUGUAUGCCGAGCGCUUCGGAGGGUUUGGGUCUCAGCGGGGGCUAGGCAUCAUGUUCUGGUUGCUCGCCAACAUCCUGGAUGCACUGGUGGCCGGGGACACGGUAGGGGCAGAGGAGAUGGCUUCCCUGGCUCUGAUUGCCACCGAGCAAGCCUCCCAAGAUUCAGGGUCUUGGGAUAUAGCCUACCUUUUGACACUGUUGGAGGAUCCGCCUCACCAGUUGUUUGCCCACCGGCCUGCCUCUCAGAACCCUCGCCUUCGGGCUUUUGGGGGCCUGACCCCCCAAAGCUGGGCAACGACUACGCUGGCAUAUAUAAAGGAGAUAGAUGCCAUUCAAAGCCGCAGAUCGGAAGCCACCGCGGCUGCGAAGGCGAAGGCGCAGCCGAGCGACCCAGACCAGGCCUUGCCAAAGCCUCGUCGCCCCCGUUUUCCCAAGAAACCCAAGGAGGCGGGCUCCUAG